AGUGAGCUGAGUGACGACGUCGAGCUCUUCCUUCCUCGAAAGAUGCGCGUGGUCGUUUCAGUCUUUUGGAUGGUGGCAGGGACGGCGUGGGCGCUGGAGGAAAACAGCGUGGACAACCUGUACGACGAGCAUUUUCCUCCUCUUCACCCGAACUGCACCCAGAGUCUCACAGACCUUCUCUUGCUGCGCCUAGAAGUCCAGCUGAAAGAACUGAAGCAGGCCGAGCAAGCGUCUGCAGGGAUCUUGAGGGAGAUGGCGGACAUCUUGACUGACAAUAAGGUUUCCUUCACGUCUAGAGAAGUAUCCUGUCCUGGUAACUUCAGAAAAUUCGGCGACACUUGUCUGUAUCUUGCCAAAGAGACCGACCUGACUUGGGAAGCUGCUCGAGUCUUUUGUCAAGACUUGGGAGGAGAUUUGGCCGUGUUUCGAGACGCCAACGCGUUCGCAGAGGCUCUCAGAUACGUCAAAAGUUCAGUCGCUGCAAAGGACACGACUGCGUGGGUGGGCGGGAGAGACCACUUAGUGGAGGGGGAAUGGAGGUGGGUCGACGGGGAAGACAUGCCGAGAGGAACGCCCUUCUGGGGAGACUAUAAUUACGUGCGCGAACCAGCUCAAGGCGCAGCGGCGAAUUGCGCCGCCCUGUAUGGCCCUGACGGGUUCUUGGUGCACGACGGCGUCUGUGGAUCGAAAUACAAGCCACUAUGUCAGAUUAAGUUAUCAAGGAAAUAAAUCACUGAAUGCAUAACAUAUAUAUGUGUGUGUAUGUGUGUGUGUGUGUGUGUGCAUAUGUGUGUGUGUG
Penaeus vannamei (Pacific white shrimp) is the source of this 799-nucleotide messenger RNA. The record is from RefSeq and is a predicted model, not a curated record. NCBI's taxonomy places the organism in Eukaryota, Metazoa, Arthropoda, Malacostraca, Decapoda, Penaeidae.